Molecule: messenger RNA, 964 nt
Organism: Vitrella brassicaformis
Lineage: Eukaryota; Vitrellaceae
Source: the annotation of a GenBank genome assembly
CUGCGAUACAUGGAUGUUCAACGGCCGACAGGCAAUGUCUGCUGCCUGGUGGCCGUCGGCAACACACCGACGAACAUGCAAUUCACCUCUGCAGCCGACAAUCACAUCCUCACACCCACACCAACCCACCCACCCACUCAGGCCUCAGCGCUCGAGAUCCAUCAUCAUAUCACGGUACUCGUCCAGCCCCGCGGUGUCUUCUGGCGGCUCGCGGUCGAUGAAGGGCCAGAGGACGACCGACAGCAUCUCCUCCGCCAGACCUGCCAUCUCGAUGACGCCCCGUCGAGCAGGCAGGGGCGAAUCACCGUCAGCAGGAGGGGACAGCCCGUACAGGAAGUCCCUCUUUGCCGCCGCCAGCUCGCCGAACCUCCGCAGCUGGAUGUAUCGGACCACUUGGACCACGUUGUCAUCUGCACACCGCCCGAAGCAACACACACACCUGCGCCUCAUCGGCCGAUCCCAACUCCCCUUUGACCCACUGACCGAGCCGAAUCUGCUCAUCGGCCUGCCUGUCGUCCACAAACGCCGUCUGGAACACUGCGUACAACAUCGCCACAGCCCUGACCAAACACACACAUGCACACCUGGCCUGCUGUUUGCGAGGAGCGUCUGGUGCUGAAUGUGUUUACUGCACCUCUCGAAUGUCAGUGCGAUGCCAUGAUCGCCUCCACACAUCACGUAGAAGGGCUCGUCCUCUCCCCCCAUCGUCAUAUCUGCAGAUGCAGGUUGGACAGCAAGCACAACAUCUGACAAGGACUUGUCUGCAUCUCCCCUGCACUCGGCUUCCCCUCCCCGAUGCACAGACGAUCAUCUGACGCAGGUGAGGAUUUCUUGGAGGCAUGGAUCGACCGGCGGGGGGCCUCUGCAGCAGCGGCACCGGCAGCGGCAGCAGCAGCAGCGGUAGGUCCCUCGAUCUUGUAGCACGCACCCUUCCGGUGGUGGUGGUUUCGUUUACGGGGACCUU